Molecule: messenger RNA, 2349 nt
Organism: Penicillium oxalicum
Lineage: Eukaryota; Fungi; Ascomycota; Eurotiomycetes; Eurotiales; Aspergillaceae
Exons: 5
Coding region: 1-2349 (782 amino acids)
Molecular function (GO): protein binding
Source: RefSeq, a predicted model, not a curated record
AUGUCAUACUUCAGCGGCAACACGGACAGACCGGGCCAUGAGGACUAUACGAUAGGUCUGAAUAGGCCUUAUGGUCCUCGAGUUCAAGCCGUGAAUGUCGAAAAGAAGGAUCAACGAUAUUCGAUCAAGCAUGAUAACCCCGGCCCCACGGUGGGCACCUGGAGGAAUAAUCUGGCGGCCUCCUCCCAGCGUCGUAACUUGCUUUUCGUCGCUUACGGAAGCGAUAUUCACGUCUGGAUUCCGUCAGGCCCGUUUCAGCUUCUAGGCUCUCAGGCGGAGAUGGUCAUCAAGCCGGUCAUGAAGGAACCUCUCGCGGAUGGAUACAUUGACCCGACGAAUCCUCACACCAUAAACACGAUCCUGGUGGAUGAGCUUGGGCGAGACGAAGUCUUAUUGCUGGCUACGGACUCUGGCAAUGUGUGCGGAUACCAUGUGGAAUCUAUUUUCGGUGCAGUCAAGCGCUGUGCAAGAAGCAGACAGGAACGGCCAUUUGACGGCGCAGAAGUGACACCUUUCUUUGUGGAGAACGUUGGGAUGAGUGCGUGGGGGCUAGCUACUCACAAAUUCGCCAGGCUCAUCGCCAUCAGUGCAAAUACCGGCCAGAUCAUAGUCUACGCAUUUGCUCUGGUUGACCCUUCGGCAGAAGGCUUGGUUGACGUGGUCUCGACGUCCGACUCGGACGGAGUGAAUGCAACUCAUGCUGACCAAACAUGGGUGUCCAUUCAUACCAUCAAGCAACUUCGAGAGUUGCAAAAGUUUAUGCCUCGCUUCUAUCGUUCCCGCAAUCUGCGGCUGACAUAUCGAGGCCAUUUUGACAACAUCCCUCACGUAUCCUUUGCCAACUUUGACUUGGACUCCAACGGCAUGUGGAUGGCCAGUACCGACAUUAGCAACCGUGUCAUCAUAUGGCGCAUAUGGGACGACCUAGGCCCAUACAGAGUCUACUCCCCCGGCCACCCAUUGAAUAAUCCUCCCCAGAGAGGCUGGGCAGUGAUUCCGCUGGAUCCGAGAACAUUCAGAAGACAAAAGCUGAAGGAGGACGCAUGUGGGUGCGAGCCCGGCUCCGCCCUUAUCGCGUCCAGAACCAUACUGGAUGUGUCUCAUGCGAUUGAAAACGUCCCGGAUGCUUCGCAAAUUUUUUUCUAUGAUACCCCCGCAUCCAAGCAAUCCCGCGGCCUGGGUGACCUAAUCGAAUGUUUACCUGAGGAUCUCUUCUGCUCGGAUUCUGCAGGCCCCUCCCAAUCUGGGAAGCAAGAAGACCAUGCUGAUGAUGAGUCACCUAAUGACUCGGAUUUUGAUGACGGCUCCCAGCGACUGACCCGAGCAAAGCGUCCUUUGGCCAGCUUAUUUGAGGAAGAGGAUGAACCUCCCGCUGGGAUGUCAUUCAUCUAUCCCGAAUUCUUCCACGGCUUAGGGGGUCUCUCUGGCAAAGACUUACAGAUCCUUGAAGAGCGACCUGUGCACCCCGCGCACCAGCCACAGUUCUUCCCUACAAUUCACUUCUCCGAGCACCAUAUCAGCAUGGCUCCCUACCCAGUUGAUUCGGACUUUCACUUACUAAGCCGGAAUCCAUUAUUUCAGCGUUUCACCCUCGAUCAAGAAAUGCACUCGGCUUGCGAUCGCUUUAACAUGGUCAAAUACAUCCCUGACAUGGGGAUUGUAAUUGCAGCGUCUCAGAAAGGUCGCGUGGCGAUCAUUUCUCUGACUUGGCAAGAGGACAUUGGCUAUGCAUUUCGCCUGGAUCGAAUCGUCCCAUUGGCUUCCCAAGAGGAUCACCACGAACGACCGAUGACUCCGCUUCUCGGUAUGGCCGUAGGUCCAAUGCCAGGAUAUGAAAUUCCGCAAGAUGUACCCUGCAUCCCACGUGGUGUUGACCCUGAUGAUUGGCUUGAAUUCAACUACCGCAUACUCAAUCCAGAAGAUGACACUUCUUCAUCUUCUCCCACCUCGGCUGACGCUAUUCCUUCUGCUGGUGAGGACGCGGGUGCGCGCACGGGCGCGGUUUCCUUCACGUAUCGACGGCGAUCCAUGGAAAGUAGCGACUUCGACGAGGAGGCUAACGAAGGGGCCAAGCCGCUGUCAGACUCAGGGUCUGAGAAACAGAAAGAGUCUCAAGGCGAUCAUUCAAGCGUCUCGAGCUCAUCCAAUGAUAUUGGCGAAUUUACACUUCCAGAGCUUCAUGCAUUCGCCUCCCGGAGUUACCGUCCGGAUGAAAAUUGGCAUGGGACGCAGCCGUCCCGACGCUACAGGCUCAUCUUGCUCUUUUGUGACCACACCGUCAUGACAUACGAAUUUUGGCACAAUUGGGGGAGUGAAGCGAACCAAGAGGGAGCUGAUCAUAUUGCCUAA